AUGCUACUCACGCAGGACCCAGAAGCAUUUAGGGGGAUCACACUGAUGGAACACAGAUGCCCAUCCCAGAGACAUCUGCUGCACCCCACCCCAGAGCUGGCCGCGCUAGCAUUGCAGGUGCUCUCUGGGGCAGCGGUGGCUGAUACAGUAUCCCCCCGUGUCUCCUCAGAUACACUCAUGUACCCAUAUGGACCCAAGUUUGGAGACAGAAGAACCCCCAAGGCAGACGAUGGGGCGUCUCCUGAAAUCCCCAUCUCAGUACGCUUCUCCUUCUACAACAGGAGUUACCGCUCUCUUUACGUGAACAAUAAUGGUGUGGUGUCGUUUGGCGUCCCUGUUAACCAAUUCACACCUGACUCUUUCCCGCUGACCGAUGGCCGGGCCUUUGUGGCGCCAUUCUGGGCGGAUGUGGAUAACCGCAUCACGGGUGAGGUGUGUUUCCGGCAGAGCCGAGACCCGCAGCUCUUGCAGAGAGUCAUGGCUGACAUCAACACCUACUUCCCCCACGAAGAGUUCACUGCGACCUGGCUCUUUGUGGCCACUUGGGACCGCGUGACCUUCUAUGGCUCCAAAUCCUCCAAGGUGAACACCUUCCAGGUGGUUCUAACCACCGACGGCGACCUGUCCUUCAUCAUGCUGCACUACAGUGAUAUCCAGUGGACAACAGGGGCGGCGAGUGGUGGGGACCCCCAUACUGGAUUGGGGGGCACCCCAGCUCAGGCUGGAUUUAACAGUGGUGGGUCCAAAAAUUACUUCAACAUCCCUGGCUCACGGACCCCAAGCAUCCUGAAGAUCAGUUCAAUGAGCAACAUCAAGAGCCCUGGGCGCUGGGCCUUCCAGGUGGACAAUUUCGCUGUGCCCAACGGCUGUGUCUACAACGCCAACUUCCUGCCCCCUGGCACUUUCUUCUGGAGCGACCAGAAGUGCGAGCGCUGGUGCCAGUGCAUGUAUGGGGAGGACGGGGUGACAUGCCAUGCAAGGGGUUGCUCCCCGGAUGAGGCCUGCCACCCAGCCUCCUGGUACCACGUGUGUCAGCCCAUCAGCCGAGCAGCCUGCCAGGCAUGGGGAGGGCGGCACUACAGCACCUUCGACGGGCGACUCUACCACUUCCAGGGGGCCUGCACCCACAUGCUGUCACAGCUGUGUGCCCCCCCGCAUCCCUCCGGCCUGGCACCAUUCCAGGUGGAGGCAGAGAGUGAGGAGCCAGGAGCGGCACAGGGGGCACCCGGCACCCACCUUGUCCGGGUGACAGUCUACGGGCAGGACAUCGCCAUGGCCAGGGGGGCCACUGGACACAUCACGGUGAAUGGGAUAAAGUCUCUCCUUCCGGUCACGCUUCUCAAUGGGAAGAUCCGAGCCCACCAGAAUGGCUUCUCUGUGAAAGUUGCCACUGAUUUUGGGGUGGAGGUUUCCUAUGAUGGGAUUCAACGUGUGGAGGUCACCGUGCCCUCGACUUACCGUAACUUCACCUGCGGCCUGUGCGGGACACUGACUGGUGACCCCUCCGAUGACUUCCAGACUCCAAAUGGCACCUUAGUCACGUCAGCUGCUCUCUUUGCCACAAGCUGGCAGGUGAAGGGUGACAGGCGCCAGUGUGUGGAGGACCAGGAGCUGCCUUCUUGUCCCGCUGCUGAACAGGCUCGUUAUUCUGGUCACAACUACUGCGGCAUUAUGAAAAUGUCUCCAGGCCCCUUCACAGCCUGCGCUCAGACCCUAUCCCAGGCAGGCUUGGUGGAAAACUGUAUGUAUGACCUCUGCAUGUCCAGGGGGAAUCGGACUGUGCUGUGUGGGGUUCUAGGCGCUUACACAGAGAGCUGCCAGGCAGCCAACGUCACUGUUGGGCAGUGGAGAACAGACCAGUUUUGUGGUGAGUAA
Terrapene triunguis (Three-toed box turtle) is the source of this 1875-nucleotide messenger RNA. RefSeq names its product alpha-tectorin-like. Bases 1 to 1875 code for a protein of 624 amino acids. The transcript has 9 exons. Gene Ontology annotation, biological process: cell-matrix adhesion. Lineage: Eukaryota; Metazoa; Chordata; Testudines; Emydidae. The record is from RefSeq and is a predicted model, not a curated record.